AUGCACACCACGCUGAUCCUCCGCCUCUUCUGUGUCCAUCGCAAACGGCUUCCGAGCGGUGUGUCUGAGAUGAGGGUCCUGAGGGUGACGUUGGAGUCGCGAGGGCGAGUUGGCCGUUUGGUGGUGGCUCGCAUCGGAUGGCACCGUGUCCACAACUGUGUACUGAAGAUUCGGAUAAAAUCCACUCGCGCAGUUCCUGCGAUCAAUGCGCUGCACCUUCUGUCCCGUGUCUGGACAAUGCGUGUGGUACAGAUCAGAAAACGUCUUCUUACGCAGCUAUUCCAAGAGCUCUACUGA
Messenger RNA from Knipowitschia caucasica, 297 nucleotides. The record is from the annotation of a GenBank genome assembly. NCBI's taxonomy places the organism in Eukaryota, Metazoa, Chordata, Actinopteri, Gobiiformes, Gobiidae.